GAAGAUGAGGCUAGCUGCUCACUUGUGCUGGCUGAGCUCAGCCGUCCUGUUUGCUCAGAGCGUCCUGGUUGUGGCAGACAAUGAAACGGAGGAAGUGAGAGAUGAGACCUUGCAGGAUGCCUGCCAUGUGAAGCUGGAGAGCCGAGAGAAAUGUGAGAGAGGAGAAUGCCCCUUCCAGGUGAGCCUGCCCCCUCUGACUCUUCAGCUCCCAAAGCAUUUCAGCAGGAUUGAGGAGGUGUUCAAAGAAGUGCAGAACCUCAAAGAAAUGGUAAAUAACAUGAAGAAAUCUUGCCAAGACUGUAGAUUGCAGGCUGAUGACAGUGGAGACCCUGGUAGGAGUGGACUGCUGGAACCCAGUACUGAAACCCCGGGAGAGGUUGCUGACAAGAAAGUAAGAGAAUUAGAGAGUGAGGUUAACAAGCUGUCCUCUGACCUGAAGAAUGCAAAAGAAGAGAUCAAUGGGCUUCAAGGUCGCCUGGAGAAGCUGAAUCUCAUCAAUAUGAACAAUGUAGAAAACUAUGUUGACAGAAAAGUGGCCAAUCUAACAUUUGUUGUCAAUAGUUUGGAUGGCAAAUGUUCAUCCAAGUGUUCUAGCCAAGAAGAAAUACAAUCACGUCCAGUCCAACAUCUAAUCUAUAAAGAUUGCUCGGACUACCAUGCAAUAGGCAAAAGAAGCAGUGAGACCUACAGAGUUACACCUGAUCCCAAAUACAGUAGCUUCGAAGUUUACUGUGACAUGGAGACCAUGGGGGGAGGCUGGACAGUACUGCAGGCACGUCUCGAUGGAAGCACCAACUUCAACAGAACAUGGCAAGACUACAAAGUAGGCUUUGGAAAUCUCAGAAGAGAAUUUUGGCUGGGCAAUGAUAAAAUCCAUCUUCUGACCAAGAGUAAAGACAUGAUUCUGAGAAUAGAUCUUGAAGACUUCAGUGGUAUUAAACUAUACGCCUUGUAUGAUCAGUUUUAUGUGGCUAACGAGUUUCUGAAAUACCGUGUACACAUUGGUAACUACAAUGGCACAGCCGGAGAUGCCUUACAUUUCAGUAAGCACUAUAACCAUGAUAUGAAAUUUUUUACCACACCAGAUAGAGAUAACGAUCGGUAUCCCUCUGGGAACUGUGGGCUCUUCUAUAGUUCAGGUUGGUGGUUUGAUGCGUGUAUUUCUGCUAACUUAAAUGGCAAAUAUUAUCAUCAAAAAUAUAGAGGUGUCCGGAAUGGGAUUUUCUGGGGCACUUGGCCUGGUAUAAAUGAGGCACAACCUGGUGGCUACAAGUUCUCCUUCAAAGAGGCCAAAAUGAUGAUUAGACCCAAAAACUUUAAGCCGUAA
This is a messenger RNA of Chrysochloris asiatica (Cape golden mole), 1327 nucleotides long. It is a transcript of the gene FGL2, whose product is annotated as fibrinogen-like 2. The transcript has 2 exons. NCBI's taxonomy places the organism in Eukaryota, Metazoa, Chordata, Mammalia, Afrosoricida, Chrysochloridae. The record is from RefSeq and is a predicted model, not a curated record. The coding region runs from base 5 to 1327 and encodes 440 amino acids.